Hyposmocoma kahamanoa is the source of this 777-nucleotide messenger RNA. RefSeq lists its product as uncharacterized. Lineage: Eukaryota; Metazoa; Arthropoda; Insecta; Lepidoptera; Cosmopterigidae. The annotation marks the transcript as partial. The record is from RefSeq and is a predicted model, not a curated record. The transcript has 4 exons.
GUGCGAGCCUUAGCACAAGGUCGGCGACCAGAUCCAGCCUGUAUUUCUGUUACCAAUAUUGAAGAAGGCGAAGUGGAUACACCCGUGAUAUCAUUCGCACUCUACAUAUCAGUUGUACUAUUGCUAUUUCUACAACUGGCGUUCGCCGUCGUCUCCGCGUGUCUGGCCUUCGUGAACGUAGUGAAAAACCCAACUGAAGCUGUUUUUGGUUUACCAGGAUGCCUCUGGUGUAACGUAAUGACAGCAGUCCUCGGUAUCGCAGUGCUGUUGACCUUUGGCAUCUACUAUACCGUGUCAAGGCUACCAUAUCAUAUGGCCGUGGGCUAUGUUGCUUUGGGAUAUUUUUAUAACUGGUGGCCGAUACUAUCGUACUCGUAUUGGAUCCUAACUGGUGCCGUGCUUUGUUCUGUAAUAAACGUGGUUCUUCUAGUGGUGAGACGGUAUCUGCUGGAACGGGAUCCUCCAUCGCCCACAAUAAAGGUGGAAAAUAAUUCCGAUGACAAUACAGUCGUAAAUUUAUAAUAUUAUUUUAAGCAAAUGUUUAUUAAAAUGAAAGUUUCAAAAAUAAAUUCUAAACAUUAUUAUUUGUUUCCCGCUGGCAACUCGUGAUUAUGGAGGAAGUAAAAUGAGUAACCGUCCCGAAAUACCGGAAAAAUAAUAAGUCGUAACUUAAUCGUGUGACUAGUGGAAAUUAUAAAUGAUUAAUUAUUAAAAUCAUAAAAGUUAUACAAGUCUGCAAUUGCCAGGUUACAUGUAUCUUUGCGUUAAAGUUUUUGU